This is a messenger RNA of Symbiodinium natans, 4497 nucleotides long. The record is from the annotation of a GenBank genome assembly. Lineage: Eukaryota; Dinophyceae; Suessiales; Symbiodiniaceae.
AUGAAUAAAGUCCCGAUCGAUGAAGAGGAGUCGGAGGACAAUUCAACCUUCCUGUUGCUCCUGGACAUCGUUCCAGCUUGUGUGAUCGUCUUGAGCGCCGCAAUUGCGGGUCUCAGUCAAGACGUUGAGCCAGAUCAUGCGAUAUGGCAGGUCUUGGAGAUCGUCUUCACAGCUUUUUUCAUUGGAGAGAUCCUGGUGAAGCUGCGAGUGUUUGGUUUCAGAGAAUAUCUGCGCGGUGCGGAUUGGUACUGGAGCUGGUUUGAUAUCCUUUGCGUAGUGCUGGCCAUCGUGGAUCUCAGUUUAACGUACUCCAACAGUGCCGGAGCUGCUCCACCGGCGGAUUCAUCAACCGAUUCAUCAACAGAGAGCUCUCCCGCAGGAACCUUGGGCUCGCUCAAGAUGCUGAAGUUGGCCCGCUUGGGUCGAAUUGUCCGAUUGCUCAAGUUCAAGAUUUUCCAGGAGCUGAAGCUGAUGAUUCAGGGAGUUUUCACCGGCCUCCGGGUGCUUUUCUGGGCUGUUGUUCUCUUGGUCGGCUGCAUGUACCUGCUGGGGGUCAUCUCUCGGACUCUAUUCGCAUCCCUGCCAGAGUUCGAAAAUGUUCCGGCAGCAAUGUUUACGGCCUUCCGAUGCUUUACAGAUGGCUGUUCGGCAUAUGAUGGAACCCCGCUGCAAGAGAAGCUGCGAAAACAGCAUGGGGCAAUGUUCAUGUUCGCAUACAUCCUCCUCUUCCUCUUUGUGACGAUUGGAAUUUUCAAUCUGAUCAUGGCUGUCUUCAUAGACAACGUCACAGAUGGCAGCACAAAGAAGAGGCAGCGCCAAUUGGGCCAGAAUGCGCCCAGAACUGAAUGGGUUAUUGCUUCGGCGCUCAGAGAGAUCAUCUUGACCAAUCUGGUGCGGCAGCAGGUUGAGGACCAGGUCGCGGAAGAAGAGCGCAAUGGUGCUCCUGGCGGCCAGCGUCGGGUGUCGAAACUCUUGCAGGAACGGUUGCAGGCUCUUCACGAGAUGUACGGCUACAAGCCGCACACGACGCAGGAGUAUGAGGAAUUUACCUGUCAGAUCCGUGAUGAAAUGGCAGAGCGCGACGUUGUUGUCACGAAGGAGCAGUUCAACCACUGGUUAUCAACAGAAAAAGAGCUGAUUGCAAGGCUGGAGGACUCUGAGAUUGACCUGUCUUGCAAGUUUGAUCUCUUCGAUGUUCUCGAUGCCGACCUCAGUGGCGAGCUGGAGUUUGAGGACUUCCGGGGCGGAAGGCAAGAGCCUGCGAAGCAGAAGUACGAUAAGCUUGUGCAUGCUUCGCCGAAGUACGAUGCGCUUGCGAUGCUGGCGGUCUGGGAUGGUCCAAUCAAGGUCUGCAGCAUGUCAAUGCCUGCUGGGGUGUUUGAAAAGGGACCACAUGAAGACACCAUGCAAGUACCCUUAGAGUUCCCGUCGAGUCUAGUGCUGGACUUGGCCGUGCUUUGUGCGGGUUGGGAUGCCAAGCCAGACUUGGAACGGUUCCUGACCUGCUUUUACCGAUAUUUCGAAGUCAAAGGCUUUCGCGGCAUUGUUGCUAUCCACUUGUCGCAUGUCGUGGCAUUGGCAUUCACGAUCGGAUUUUCGUUCGUUCUGUUAUUUCUCAUCGAUUGGGGGGCUUUGUUGGCAUGCAAUUCCGAGGAGUCAUGUCGCACCAUCUCAAUUUAUUAUGCAAAGCCCUUUCGGGACCUGGGUUUUCGACGAGCCGGGGUCUUGGUUUGCACGGUGCUCUUUGUCCUCUAUGGGGCCAUGAAUGUCGCCACUGUUUACCAAGACAUUCGUGACGCGCAAUCCAUCAGAUCAUACUACAAGGACCGCCUGGGCAUUGCGUCUGAUGAAAGUCUAGAGACGAUGCUAUGGUCUGAAGUCGUGUCCCGCCUUAUCCAGCAGCAGAAGGAGUCUCGCUUUUGCAUUGUCCAAGAUGAGCUCACUGCCCUCGAGAUUGCGAACAUCAUCAUGCGAGAGGACAACUUCAUGAUUGGCUUGACGAAUCACAAGGCGUUCACUGCAGCAUUGCCAUCCUGGAUACCCCGUCGCCUUGUGUUCACAAAGGCCGUGUUCUGGAAUCUUCGGCUAGUGAUCUUUCGAUGGCAGGGAGCGCUUGAUGACCGCGGACGCAUUAGACGUGACUUUUUGAACAGACCAGAGGAGUGGUAUGACAUCAAGGCCCCCAGCAUGUUCUCCGUUCGCAACUGUGGCAAGACCCUGGUCUCCCGAACUCAAGGGACCAAAAUCGCGACUGAAGAGCUCAAGGGCCGUGUCCUGGAGGUGAACCUCGCCGAUUUGAACAACGAUGAGGAUCAGGCCUCCAAAAAGAUCAGGCUCUGCAUUGAAGAAGUCCAGGGCAGGAGUUGCUUGACGGAUUUUCAUGGCAUGAACUUGACCCGCGACAAGAUCUGCUCCCUGAUCAAGAAGUGGCAGACGCUCAUUGAGGCACAUGUUGAUGUAAAGACCACCGACAACUACGUUGUGCGCAUGUUUUGCAUAGCGUUCACGAAGCGACGGCCAGAUCAAGUGAAAGCCAAUUGCUAUGCGCAGUCAGCUCAGAUCAGAAAGAUCCGGAGGAAGAUGGUUGAAAUCAUGACCCAAGAAGCUAGCAAAGUACAACUCCGUGAGCUGGUAAAGAAGCUGAUUCCGGAGUCCAUUGGCAAAGAGAUUGAGAAGCAGGCGCAGGGCAUCUUCCCGCUGAAGGACUGCCUCAUUCGAAAGGUGAAGAUUCUCAAGAAGCCAAAGUUCGACAUCACGAAGCUGAUGGAGCUUCAUGGUGACGGUGGCGAUGAUGUUGGUGUCGAGAUGGUACGUCCAGAGGCUGAAGAUGCGAUGAACACGCUAACGGCUGAUGCACUAGCGCGUAAUCUGCGUCUGCUGGGAGUGGCGAAUCUGGUGCUCGUCCCCCCCGUUCUGAUCUUCGUUGCGCUGUACUUCUUCAUGAGACAUGCGGAGGAGUUUCGCUCACAGCGGGCGUCGCCAUUUCAAAGGCAAUGGACAGACUAUGCCCACUGGACAUUCAGGGAGUACAACGAGCUGCCCCAUGACUUCAAUGCAAGAAUGUGCGCCGCGCAGGCUGCAGCUGAGGCGUACGUCCAUUGCACGACGCCUUCUUCACCAGUUCUCAAGUCUGUGCAGCGCUGCGCCAAGUUCAUUGCAGGCUCGGUGCUGGCAGCCUUGCUUUUGGUCGCUUUAUGGGAUGACAGCCCGCUGCUGUUCGUUAAGGUCCAGGACAAGAACUUGCUCUGGUAUUUGGCUCUCUUCGGCUUUAUCUUUGCAGUUGCCGAUGGUGCCGGUGAUGAUGAUUCAGGAUCCAGGAGAGGUGCCGGAGCAUCAGCUCAUGCGCCAAGCGUACCGCUACGAAUGCAUGUUGCUCUGAUGAGAUUGGUGUCGUGCACACACUUCUUGCCAGAGCAGUGGCGAUCUCCUGCACGGUUAACAUCCCUUGCAGGGGCUUGCAGUGGUUUGCAGCGUGCGGGGCUGUGUGACCACUUCCGCCGAGUCCGUCAGGAGUUGCUUCGAGACUUCUUGCUUCAGCGCAUUCAAGCUUUGGCAGAAGAACUUUUGGGAGUCUUGCUCAGCCCUGUACUGCUAAUGCUCUUCCUUCCGGAUGCUGCGCACAACAUUGUUGGAGUGUUGGCAUCGCUUCAACACACCUCGCCGAAUUUGGGUGACUGGUGCUCGUACGGUUGUUUGGAUCUGUCAAUGACUGCGGAGAACAGUGGCGGCGCGGCUUCGUCGGCGGAGGGAUGCCAGGCCACGCAGCUCAAUCGCCACAUGGGCGCGAAUGAGAAGGUCGAAAAGUCUGUGCUUUCCUUUUGCCUGAACCAUCAGCUGAUCUGGCCAAGUUCAGAUCAAACUAGUGACGCAUCUUGGGUGCCGCCCGUGCCACCGCUUCAAGCACGUGCCGAAGCUCGAAGACCAAUGUCGCUAGCUUUGCAAUCUUUGAGGCCACAGAGACCUGAGUUUUCACAAGACAUCCCUCUUGAAGAAAUCUCGCAACUCUCGCACGUGGCAGAAGAUGGAACUGGCAUGGCAGCCCCGACACAUCCGCUGGCGUCCAUACAUACGGAGUCAGAGCCGCUGCUUGACAUCAAUGACACCCACAGGGAUGAACAUCAGCAUCCACAUCAGGAUUCUGCAGACUUAGAUAUUCUUCCCCGUACGGAUCACGGCAGCACGACUUCACCUGUAACUGCGCAAGAGGAACACGUUCUAACUCACAUCAUUGGAGUUCCUUUGGCCGCAAUCAACUUGCUACAUGACGUGCAGGACUUUCAUGAGAAGGAGACAUCAGAACACCCUCCCAGUGGGGAAAACAUUGCAUUGCUACCUGCCGACUUGGUGAGCCUCCCUCCACUGGCACCUGGCCGGGUUGGCUGCCCUGGCAUGCCGGCCCUCGGCACCACUGUUUGCCGAACUGGUGAUGAGCCAGAGUGGUCAGACACCUGUGGUCCGUGGUUUUUCUGGCUGGAGGCACGAGCGUUUGAUGACUGA